Messenger RNA from Anastrepha obliqua, 681 nucleotides. RefSeq lists its product as uncharacterized. Lineage: Eukaryota; Metazoa; Arthropoda; Insecta; Diptera; Tephritidae. The coding region runs from base 1 to 681 and encodes 226 amino acids. The transcript is spliced from 3 exons. The record is from RefSeq and is a predicted model, not a curated record.
AUGAAGACCGCCCCCUUAAUAUUCAUAGCCUUGGCAUUUAUUGGCGUCGCAGUGGCUAAUCCCCUGAUUGCCUUUGUCAAGGCCCACGCUGACAAUCACAUACUCAACAAAUUGGCUGCCACAAAUUCUUUGAGUGCUUCUUCGAAUCCCGAAUACACUUCCGAAUGUUUCAGUUAUUAUUUGCCAAUUUUAAAUCAAAUUUCAAACAACUUCUCGGUACAGUAUCAGCAAUGCAUUACUAAAGCCGAUACAUCUACUGCUAAUCUCACCGCAAGGGCUGCUGAAAAUCGGGUGUCAUUUGUGAAUAACACCGCUGCCAUUUGUAGUGCCUUCACCACUUGCAACAGGGACAACGAUACUAUGGACUUCUUCAAUUGUUAUGCAACAGCGUCAUCUGCUGAUGUUACUGCUAUCUACUCGCUGUCGGAUAGCGUUUCUAAUGCAGCAUUUUCAUUCAAAACUGGUUUACAAGAAAUCAAGAAUACCGAGGAUUUAUGCACUCAUGAUGUCGAACACACUUAUGUAGUGCAGACUUCGGAAACCUAUGAGGAAUUAAACGAAUGCAUGCUUUAUGGAUUGCCAUCUAGUACUAGCACUGCUGUUUCAACCAAUGCAACUACCUCAGCUUCCAGCUCAGUUAGCCCAGAUGCCAGCACUACGACUGUUUCCAGCGUAGCCUGA